Messenger RNA from Cladophialophora yegresii CBS 114405, 399 nucleotides. RefSeq lists its product as uncharacterized. The transcript has 6 exons. NCBI's taxonomy places the organism in Eukaryota, Fungi, Ascomycota, Eurotiomycetes, Chaetothyriales, Herpotrichiellaceae. The record is from RefSeq and is a predicted model, not a curated record. Gene Ontology annotation, biological process: vesicle-mediated transport. Gene Ontology annotation, cellular component: Golgi membrane. The coding region runs from base 1 to 399 and encodes 132 amino acids.
AUGGACUUCUCCAACAUAUUCCGGCUGGUUAACCUGGUCGUGGGUGGUAUUAUGGUAUUGGGAGGAAUCAGUCAAUUCUUUCCCAUUGGCUUCCGGAGCAUUAUAGUGGGCAUCUACGUGAUUAUCUUUGGACUGGCUGUCGCUGGUCUUGAACUAUUGCCACAAGUCCCACCAUACCUCCCUAAAUACGCGAGCUUUUUGUUCUCAUUCCUUGGCCGUGGCAUCUUCUACGUCUUUGUUGGCUGUAUCAUACUUGAAGGACACGUUCUGCGGCUCAUCGCUGGCAUCAUCGUUGCAGCUGUUGGUGUGGGCUACUGUGCCCUCGAGUUUGCCCCUUCGAUCGAGCCACCGUCCAAUAUGCGGGACGCGGAUGCGGGCUGGGGCGCCGAGCAAGUCUGA